AUGGGUUCCGCCGAAUCGAAGCAGGAGGGCAAGGACUUCACCGUUAAGGACACCUCGGAAACCAACUACCCCUACAGCAACAACCGCCCCAUCGCCGACCCGUGCCAGCUCACCCGACGGGCUCUCGAGGAGUGCCUGUCGGACCGCGGCGCAGAGGAGGGCUGCAAGGCGCUGAUGGACGCGCACCGCAAAUGCCUCAAGGAUCAGAAGCCGUACUACCCGGUCGACAUCAAGAAGUCCACU
Molecule: messenger RNA, 243 nt
Organism: Mesorhabditis spiculigera
Lineage: Eukaryota; Metazoa; Nematoda; Chromadorea; Rhabditida; Rhabditidae
Source: the annotation of a GenBank genome assembly